This is a messenger RNA of Panthera uncia (snow leopard), 4969 nucleotides long. It is a transcript of the gene RPL26L1, whose product is annotated as ribosomal protein L26 like 1. Gene Ontology annotation, biological process: ribosomal large subunit biogenesis; cytoplasmic translation. Lineage: Eukaryota; Metazoa; Chordata; Mammalia; Carnivora; Felidae. Gene Ontology annotation, molecular function: RNA binding; structural constituent of ribosome. Gene Ontology annotation, cellular component: cytosolic large ribosomal subunit; ribosome. The record is from RefSeq and is a predicted model, not a curated record.
UCCUCUCUACGCUUGCGCGGCAAGGAAGCCCUCACUUCCGGCCUUGCGCGCGCGCAGUCUGAGCCUAACUGGUGCAAGACGGCCAGCAUGAAGUUCAACCCCUUCGUGACCUCGGACCGCAGCAAAAACCGCAAACGCCACUUCAAUGCCCCCUCGCACGUGCGCAGGAAGAUCAUGUCUUCCCCGCUCUCCAAGGAGCUGCGGCAGAAGUACAACGUCCGCUCCAUGCCCAUCCGCAAGGACGACGAGGUCCAGGUGGUUCGAGGACACUACAAGGGUCAGCAAAUAGGCAAGGUAGUCCAGGUGUACAGAAAAAAAUAUGUCAUCUACAUCGAGCGAGUGCAGCGUGAGAAGGCUAAUGGUACAACUGUUCAUGUGGGCAUUCACCCCAGCAAGGUAGUUAUCACCAGGCUAAAACUGGACAAAGACCGGAAAAAAAUUCUUGAACGCAAAGCCAAGUCUCGACAAGUUGGAAAAGAGAAAGGCAAAUAUAAGGAAGAACUUAUUGAGAAAAUGCAGGAGUGAAUAUAACCUGUUACGCAACCACGGUUUAACUGUAGAUUUUUAGUCUGGUGUGUAUUCCUUUGAAACUUUUCAAGAUGUCUGUCAAACGUUUCCUUCCUGUUUUGUUGUUGAUAAUGUAGCUUUGUAAAUCUGCUUUUGCUGUUUUGAUUAAUAAUUUUAUGAAUAAUCGUUGAAAAUGUCUCCUAAUUGCAGAGGGAAUUUGCAUUGUUCUGUAGAUAAAAUCCAUCUUAGUGUGAGUUCCUUGAUGCCAUUCUUUCAUGUGUUUAUCACGUACGGAGCAGCAAAAUAGCAGCGGUAGGAUGGCUGUGCUCCUGCCUGGACCCUCAUGCUGAUGGGGUGGACAGGACAGGGCUCUCGUCCCUAAUUCAGGGGUGUGUCCCACUCAGUGAUGGUCAUUACAUGAGCUGGCACAUACAGGACUGAGCUCACUCAGUGGCUGGUGCUGCUUUGCACGCUUAUGUCUCAGGUCUCGAUGGAUUGCCCUUUGGCCAGCUUCCUGUCCCUCGUGCUCCAGCCAAGCCAAAUGGCAUGCAGCUCCCUGACCAAGCUGCCCUUCCCAAGGUCUUGACUUUGUAAGUGUAUUUCCAAGUAACUGAAGUGUCCUUCCUCUCUCCUGGGGCUAACUCAGGAAACUGACGACAGCCUGUAGGCAAGAUGUGGCUCACAGAUUAUGUUUGUCCUUCUAUUGUUCUCAUGAUUUCUUAGAAGCCAAGUUCUAACACUUAAAACUUGAGACAUUCCACAGAGAAAUCUGGAUCUUGCUUCAUCUGGUUGCAUGGGGCCCUGAUCCUGCAUAGCGUCAUUUGUGUGGAGCCCGGGGCUGGCUGCUCUAUCCAGUCUGCUCUGCCCAUGUGCCCAAUUUGCCUGGCCCCCACUGGCAUCUGCGUUUUACACUCCUGGUCUAACUGCAACCAAACUAAUAUGAGUUCACUCCUUGGUGAGUUACACAUAGAGACUAUACCAGGUGGAGUUGUGGUUUUGAUUUUUGUUGUUUGGUUUUUGGUUUUUGGGUUUUUUUUUUUUUUUUAGAGAGAAAUUGAAAAUUUUAAGCAGGCUCCAUGCUCAGUGCAGAGCCCAAUGCGGGGCUCGAUCCCACAGCCCUGGGAUCAUGACCUGAGCCAAAAUCAAGAGUCCAGACGCUCAAUCGAUUGAGCCACCCAGGCGUCCCAAGGUGGAAUUGCUGUACAACAGAAACUUAUUUGCAGCAAAUAAGGAAAUCACUUUGAAAUCUGUGACCCCCUGAGUAGGGGUGAAUGGGUUUCUUUCAUUUAGGGUUAGGAUGGAUAUUCAGAAAAGGGAGUUUCAGUCAUUAUUAUAGGUAGAGGUGGGUAUAAGGUCAUACACUUGUCUUAAGGAAACCUGCUGAUUUAGCAUUGUCUGUUGUGUUAAUGAAGUUUGUUUCUGCCGUGGGUGAAGAUUUUAACAUUCUAACGAAGCAGAGGUAACUGUUGGACCUGGGGAAGGGGUUAUGGGCCUGCUGAAGAGCCAUAAACUGGAUUGGGUCUUGGGCUCCUUAUCUUGGGGAAGCAGUGAAAGGCCUUGCUUACUUUUGAAACAGCCCUGGGAGUUUUGCCACUGAUUCAUUAUCUCUGAUAUGGUUAGGCUACUUCCUGGCCUAGUUCAAUCUGUUGUUAGUUUUUGCAUUCUCAUUCUUCCCUUAAAGUCCUUAGCUAUUGAGUUUUUUGCAUUUCUUUGUAAUUCUGACACCUUGUAAGUUCUACAAGAAGUGUGCUAGAGCAAGAAGAGAUGCUUGGGGGCACCUGGGUGGCUCAGUGGGUUAAGUGUCCAACUUUGGCUCAGGUCAGGAUCUCAUGGUUUGUGAGUUCAAGUCUCGAAUUAGGCUCUCUGCUGUCAGCACAGAGCUUGCUUGGAUCUUCUGUCCCCCUCUUUCUCUGCCCCUCCCCUGCUCAGGCUUUCUCUCUCAAAAAUAAAUAAAUAUUAAAAAAAGAAGAAGAAGAAGAGCUGGUUAGGCAUAUAUCAUAGAAAAUAGUUGGGACCUAAAAUGACUUCUUUUCUUUUCUUUUCUUUUCUUUUCUUUUCUUUUCUUUUCUUUUCGUUUCAUUUUGUUUCGUUUAUUUAUUUUGAGAGAGAGAGCAAGGGAGGGGCAGAGAAGGGAGAGAGAGAAUCCCAAGCAGGCGCUGUGGUUUCAGCACAGAGCCCGACACAGGCUCAAACUCACAAACAGUGAGAUCAUGACCUGAGCUGAAUUCAAGAGCUGGAUGCUUAACUGACAGCCACCCAGGCACCCCUAAAAUGACUUCUCUUUCUUUUUCUGGGCACCCCUAACUCUUUCUGCUUACAUAACUUCUAGUUACUCUUCAAGAUUUAGCACCAGAUCCAUCUCUAAAAUCCUCCCUUGCUUCUGUGAAAAAUUAUUGAUUAAAAUGCAUGAUAAAAAUGCAUAAAAUGAUAAAAUGCCUCUAGUGAUACAUGGCUGGACACAUUGAGUUUCUUAGUAAAUGUUGAUUGAGUCCAUUAUUUCCCAUUUUGAAUGAUGAAAAAUGAGCUCAGAUUAAUUGUCCAGAUCCCAGAGAAUGUAAGAGAUGGAGUUAGUAUUUGAACCCAGACCUCACUGCGUCAGAGACCACUCACAUCCCACUUCAAGCCAUCCAUCCCUGGUGGUCAUUUUUUCACCCUGUCAUUUUUCACUCCCUUUCCCAGAGUCUGACAAGAGACUAGACAUCAGUGUACGAGGGAGAAGAAGCUAUACAUUUAUAGCAGUAGUGCUGCCUGGUGGGAAAAGCAUUGUCACCAUUUCUCCACGGGACAGUCCAUAAGCUUUUGAGCAAGUUACUUAGCUCUGUGCUUCCGUUUUCCCAGUAGUAAAGCAUCAUAGUUAAUACUUGCACUGCCUUCCCGCCUCAUGGAAAAUGGCAGGAUCAAAUAGGCUCUUUCUGAGGACCCUGAAAGCUGUGAGUGUACAAAUGCUAAUAUUGUUUGUUGUUGUUGUUUUACUGUAUUUCCAAUCUAAGAUUUGCUUUGCACCGAAAGAGGUAAUGAUUUUUUUACCAAACAAGUCCGUGGAAGCGGAAGCACAAACCACAAAAUUCAGUAUGCAUUCUCUGACUCAGGCAUUGAUUUAAGAGUAGGCAGAAUGAUACUUGUCUUGGCUCUGAAGCCAGAGAGAUUUGUAUUCAAAUCCUGCUCUGGUUUUUGGGCAGCCAUUUGUAUGAGCUUGUUUCCCCGUAUAGGUGAGAAGCUAAAAAUGUUUCUCUUUGUGAAAAUGCUUUAUCAGACGUGAAAACUAAAGUAGUGGUCCACCAGAUUCUUCUGCCCUUAGGAGUCACUUGGAUGCUUACUAAUAGUUUCUACCCCUUUGCUGGGAGGUUCCGUGAUGCAGUAAGAAUGGAGAGAGACCUCUUCAGGUCUUAUGUGAAUGUGUAUUUCUGAGGUGGCUCUUGUGUGAUAUUUACAACCAGUUAACUCUGGGGAUUGUGGAUUAGGAUACAUGUAAAGUAUGUAUAUACACACAGCAUAUAAAAUAGAGUAGGUGCCUCAUACACGGCAGCUAUGUUACCAUUAGUAGUCUAGUGAGAUCUGUAGUUUUUUCCGAAUUUGAGUUUUGUCUUUAUUCUCAAACAACACAUGAUUUAGUACCCAGAAGUUGCAUAAAAGUAAGAUUCCAUACUAGAUUAUAGCACGGACGACAUAUUCUGAUACCUGGUCUGGGCCCUAGGCUCCAGCCUUAAUUCUCAUCAAUAAACUUAAGUGAUGAUGUUUCCUAGGAGUCGGUCUUUGCUUGUUUUCAGCAACCUGUUCACUACAAAUGACGGACCAGAGCUUUGAGAGCGGUCAUUCCCACCACCGCCAGCCCCCCACAGGCAUCCAGAUCAUGCCAGAAUGCUUGUAUUGAGCCAUGUGAGUAAUAGUGCAUGGUGAAGAGCAGGAGCUCAGCAUCACAUAGUUAUCAUCACCAUGCUGGUAACCUGUUCAGUUUGCUGCUAUCUCUUGUCACGAAGAGAAUUCCUCUAGAUGCAAAAUCAACUCCAAACCCAGAACACCUCUGACUCGCCUGUGUUGGCCAUCAGCUGCCUUAAACAUUCACACCACGUUUGAAUAUCUCCUUCUACAAUGCAGUAUUUUCUCCUGUCACCUUUUUUUACAUUUUGAUGAAUUAUGUGCCUACUUAACCCAAACUGUGCUGGCUCUGUAAAAUGUCUAUGCACUCUUCUGAGAUAGGAGGCGCUGUACUUCUGAGAAACGUGCUGCUCUCUCCUUGGAGCCUGUGCAUUUGGAGACCACUCCUGCCUGGUCACAACAUGGGAAUCUGCGAAGUGUUUAAAAACUGUCGCGAGACCGGUAGAGUCAAGUGGGGCAGUCCGUAGGAGAGCACGUUCAGACGGAAUAUCUGUGCUAACAGAAUUACACCAAAGUAUAUUUUCAGGACAACUUUCUUAUUUCUGCCAUCUAUUGGAAUAAAUUAUUUUUCUGCUUUCUGUGGAAA